AUGUCACGGACAAGAAUUAACGUUGUUGAAUCUAAUGAAGAAUAUAUGAUGAAAGAACCGAUCGGACAUCAUAAUUCUGCAGAAAACGAUGUCGAAUCAUCCGAUGUCCAUGAAAGAACUACUAAUGAUAAAGAAGGUUUCACAAAUUGUGAUGACGCUGAUGCGGAUGAAACCGAAGAUGGUGAAAAUGCAAAAACAAAAGAGCGUAAGAAGAGGAAGCUGAAAUAUAUUUGGAACCUUCCAAAAGGGAAAAGGAUAAUGGUUCGCUGCAAUGACAUAGAUCAGCCAAUUGGAAAAGAGGAUAAACAUCUUGGGGAUUUUCUUGGCUCAGUUGCAAGGAAUUGA
Triticum turgidum subsp. durum (durum wheat) is the source of this 345-nucleotide messenger RNA. The record is from the annotation of a GenBank genome assembly. Lineage: Eukaryota; Viridiplantae; Streptophyta; Magnoliopsida; Poales; Poaceae.